GUGUGGCAACCCUUAAAAUGUGAAUGCUGUUAGGGAAAAAUCAAUUUUUUAAGUCUGUGCAAAUAUUUAAAGUCGAGCAAAGAAAAUGUCAUCGAACGCUGACUGCUUUGUGGUGCUGCCUCCAAAAUGUUCGUCUGACUCUUUAAUCUUGGGUCGAAAUGCGGAGGAUGCAACAGCCGUGGGUGGCAUAGGUGUUUCCUCGGAAAUUUGCUACUUUGAUGCAAGUGCCGUGCUGGAGGGGAAGACUGAUGGUGGCGCUGCCUUGGAACCAACUAGUGAUACUUUACGUGUAAUAUUGCAAAAACCCCAACCCGGCGUCUGGGGCGGCGAUUACGGGUCCAAUGAGAAAGGUGUGACUGUUGCACUCACUUGGAGUACGGGCGAGGAGCAGGCAAAAGAUACUGAUAGUCUUUUAGCAACGGAUAUAGUGCGCAUUACCUUGGCGCAGUCCAAUGAUGCUGAGACUGCUGUGGACCACAUUGGCUCGUUGGUGGCCAAGCACUGCAAUGACAAUACCAAAGUUAACUUUAUAGUUUGUGAUCCAUCGGCCGCCUGGAUAUUAAGCAGCGCCGGCAAGGUCUGGGCAGCCGAAAAGCUACAAUCAAGCUGGCAGCGUGUGCCUAGCGGUGGUUUGACUGUAACUAGCACAAUUGACAAGUCUAGUGAUGGCUUAGACACAUCAGUUAGCUUUGCGGCUGCCCAUGAUGCAGAGGCUGAGGCUUCCACAGCCGAUUGGUGUGGCGUUAAGCCGGAAGGUGAGGGCGCCUUUACGCAACAGGAUAUGUUUCUGACAUUGCGCUCAGCUUGUGGUGCUGAUUCGCGUGGCGCCAGCGUGUCCGUGUUGAGCGGCAAGGGUGUGUCGUGUCAUUGGUUUACCGGCACUCCUAAUGCCGCCGACUCUGUGUUCAAGCCAUUUGUAUUUGCGCCCAAGCCGCGCAUUUCGCCGCUAACCCAAUUGCAGCCGGACUCCAAGGAGACGCUGCUGCACAGCCUACAUGCCAAUCGCAAGCCUGCUGCAUUGGAGCAUCUACGCAGUCUGGAGGGCUCCUGUGUGGAUGAGUUGAACAAUUACUUUUCGCUCCAGGAUCAUGCCAGUGACGAAUUGGACGAACUACUCAAGGACUGCGUUGAGGCUGAAGUAAAGUUCUAUCGCUAGACAAUUAUAAUAACGAUUAACACAUUUCGAUAUUUAACUAGCUUGCAAGCAAGACAACGCGCAGUUAAUCCAAACUUGAUAGGCUUUUUUUUUAUAUGCUCCUUAAUGCAAUGCAACGACAGGGUAUCUUUGAAUUGAUUUAUUUGUAUUUUGUUUGGUGCAAUUUCCAUUUGUUUUGUUUAGUGUGAUAUUUAUGAAUUUAUUUUUAAACUUUUCUACUCAUGGUACGUGCAAUCUCGAUCUUGAAUUUUUUUUAUAGUAUUAUGCGCAACGUUUUUGACAUUCCAAGUGUUUAAGUAGCAUUUUGCAUUUGCAUAAAAAAUAU
Drosophila busckii is the source of this 1481-nucleotide messenger RNA. Its product is annotated as secernin-3. Gene Ontology annotation, biological process: proteolysis. The record is from RefSeq and is a predicted model, not a curated record. Bases 86 to 1156 code for a protein of 356 amino acids. Lineage: Eukaryota; Metazoa; Arthropoda; Insecta; Diptera; Drosophilidae. Gene Ontology annotation, molecular function: cysteine-type exopeptidase activity; dipeptidase activity. The transcript has 3 exons.